AAGUAUGUAAAUGUAAAUAAAACAAAUGUCUUCAACGAACGAAAUAUUGGAUGCAACGGGCAGUAGCGACUCAUUAGACCCUAAUAAUUUACAAAAACAACUUGAAAUAGCAAGAAGAGAAAUAAAUAAUUUACGGCAACAGCUUACUGCUCUGAAUCAUGUGCAUCGCAAAGAACUCGAUUUUAUCAAUAAAAAGCUCUCCGACUGGCAAUGCACGACUUGUAAAACGAAUCAAGCGACCGCUUUGGAAUCCCCAACACCGACACCAUCCGAUUUUUCCGUGAAUUACAUCGGAAAAAUCAAUACAAACUUUCCAGAAAAGCGAGGCACUCCGAGGCAGCCCGGCAUUUGCAAGGAUUCGACCGCUAAAUUGCUGUUAAAUAACGUUUUCACGAAUCCAGCGCACGCCUUGCAAGGCCUACAGGACUUCUCUCACAUGUGGAUAUUAUUCCAUUUCCAUAAAAACGAUUCCAAUCACUCCAAAGCCAAAAUCGCCCCGCCGAGACUAAAUGGGGCCAGGACCGGCGUAUUUGCAACCAGGUCUCCGCACAGACCUGCCCCAAUAGGACUUUCGUUAGUUAAAAUUGAUAGAAUUAUGGAUAAUACGAUUUAUUUUAGUGGAGUUGAUAUGAUUAACGAUACACCUGUAAUAGAUAUUAAACCGUACAUCCCUCAAUACGACAACCCAGUGUACCUAAAUACAAACGAUCUAAGUACUCCCAGUACUUCAAGAACAGUCGAUAGAAUCCCAACUGUACAUCAUACUAUUAGUACCGAUAACACUCAAAUACUUUACAACGAACGGACGUUAGAAGGUGAAGAAAACGAGAGAAGAGACGAAGUAUUAGGAGCUGCUGUGGCAAAUACAGACCCAUCCAGAAACGAAGUUUAUUCAGCUAGGUCGAGUUCGAGAAUGGGAGAGAGGGAAGCGCCGGACGGUGAAGAGGAAGAACCUCCCAGGAACCCUCAGGCUUCCGCCAUCGAUGAACCUGCGGUUACUCCCGAUGGGCACAUUAGAGUUCCAACGUGGAUCGAUCAGCCGCCUAGAUUAACGGUAGUUUUCAAAGACAAGGCUUUGGCCCAAUUAAAUCAAUUAGGAGCAGAGGGAGAAGAAAAGAAAACUACCAUCGUAAACGUUUUGAGGGAGGACCCGAGGUCGGUUUAUUUGAGAGAAAGGUGGGGCAGUCACUGCUACGUGUUUAGGAUAGCGGAAUUGCACGUGUCUUGUAAGUUCAAUGAUAAUUCUCAUUUGGUAACGGUUUAUCAGAUAUUCCAAAGCGACGUCCCACAAGGAGAAGAAGAGUGAUUUCUUUCUUCUUUUAAACAUUUUUAUGAGUGCAAUCUAGAUGCCAACAUUUAAUGUUAAAAUAAAGUGUGCUCGUUAUAGAGAAAAAUAAGUAAAUGUACACCUAUUUUACCCAAUUUUUCCUGCAGAAAAUAUUAAUGAUUCACAUAUCCUGUUCAAACUGUGUGGAUCUCUGUGAAGUAGAAAUUUAGGUAAUGUAAGGACCAAAAUAAAAUAAUUUAGAUUUUAGAGGAAGCUAACUUGUCCCUGUCCUUU
Messenger RNA from Phyllotreta striolata, 1561 nucleotides. The record is from the annotation of a GenBank genome assembly. Lineage: Eukaryota; Metazoa; Arthropoda; Insecta; Coleoptera; Chrysomelidae.